Messenger RNA from Amborella trichopoda, 2319 nucleotides. RefSeq names its product putative pectinesterase/pectinesterase inhibitor 21. Lineage: Eukaryota; Viridiplantae; Streptophyta; Magnoliopsida; Amborellales; Amborellaceae. Gene Ontology annotation, biological process: cell wall modification. Gene Ontology annotation, molecular function: pectinesterase activity; enzyme inhibitor activity. The record is from RefSeq and is a predicted model, not a curated record.
UCCCCUCUCUUUUUCUCAUCUCUAUCUCUCUAUCUAUCUAUUUGAGAGCUCGAAGCUCUAUCCUGCCUCGUGGUGGGACCAUGCAGCCGCCACAGCCAUUGUGGUCUUUGUCCCCUUGAAGCCACCUGAAACCAGCCAUGGCUCCCGCGGCCGCAAUCUCUCAAGAAAGCUCCAUGAUGUCGCCGGAGGACUCCUUUCGAAUGGAUUCUGAGGAAAGCUUCGAGCCCGUGGACGAGAGGGACCCACAAGAGAUCCUCGCUGAGCGGGCGAAGGCCCGGAAGCAGAAGAUCAUUGUUGUGCUCUCCGCCAUCAUCCUGGUCUCGAUGGUCAUGGCCAUCUCGAUCAGCAUGCUCCUCAGCGAGAUUGCAGACCCGGAGCAUGCCCCUGGCGGGCCCGGCCCAUCAUCCUCUCUGCAAAAGAUCCAGGCCCUCUGUAGCCUCACGGACUACAGGGACCUGUGCAUAUCCAGCAUCUCAUCCUACUCCGGCCUCCACAUGGAGGACCCGCGGGACUUGAUCAUGUACUCCAUCCAGGCCGCCUCGGAUUCGGUGGCAGUGGCCCGCAGAAUGGCCAUCAAGCUCGCCCAGACUAUUGGUGAGGGCCGCACGAGGUGGGCUCUCUCCGACUGUGACCUCCUACUUCGUUACGCGUACGAAGAGCUCAGAGCCGCCCGAGCGAGCAUGGACGGUGACACAGUCAUGGACAUCCCUGGAAAGAUUGAGGACAUCGUGAAUUACCUCAGUGCCGCCGUGACAUACCAGUGGACAUGCUCCGAAGGGCUCCAAGGAACAAAUGGAGGUGUUCGGGACCGAGUAACUGGAGUCCUUAGAAAUGGGACUGAGAUGUCGAGGAACAGCCUCGCCAUGAUGUCUGAGGUUCCUCUACUGGAUGAGUUGCUGAAUGAGGGGAAAUUUGGCAGAAAGCUGCUAUCUGAUAGCAGGGGUAUCCAAGUGGAAAGAAGCUUUCUGAAGGGUUGUGGGGAUUUUCAGACAAGUUGCAGGGCUUUUCCGGCAGCCAACGUGGUGGUGGCAAAGGAUGGGAGCGGCGAUUUUCAGACGAUCUCGGAAGCGUUAAAAGCAGUAGCAAAGGUACCAAAGGAGAGGCGUGUGAUAAGAGUGAAGGAGGGGGUCUAUGAGGAGACUGUGAGUGUGACACCAGACAUGAGGGACCUCGUCAUGAUCGGAGAUGCACCGGAAAACACAAUCAUCACCGGAAAUCGGAGCUUCAACGAUGGACUCACAGAAUAUAGGACGGCAACUUUUGUGGCAUCAGGAUCAUACUUCACUGCCGUGAACAUAACCUUCGAGAACACCGCCGCACCGCAUAAUGGGGUGGCGGUGGCAAUCCUCGUCGAAUCCGACCAUGCCGCCUUCUUCAACUGCCACAUAUCCUCUCACAACCGCCCGGUGUACGCCCACACCCACCGCCAAUUCUAUCGGAACUGUCUCAUAUCUGGCUCCAUAGACCUCAUCGCUGGGGACGCCACAUCUGUAUUCCAGAAUUGCACUCUCCAAUUGGAGACACCGCCCGGCAUCCAACGGGCCUCCAUCACAGCCCAAGCCCGGUUAGACAAGCACCAGACUACCGGCACCACCCUGCACAAUUGCAGCAUCUCGGGCUCGCAAGGCUCGGUGUACUUGGGCCACCCAACCGGGCCUAGGGCCCGAGUGGUGGUGGCCCAGACAGAGAUGAGUGGGGUGGUGGAGCCACAGGGGUGGUGGGCCCAGGAAGGGUUGGACGUCAAGGGGGUGUUUUAUGGGGAGUUUGAGAACAGGGGUGAUGGAGCUAGUCUAAGAGGGAGGAUUCGAUGGCCAGGAUUUCACGCGAUGCGAAAUCCGAUGGAAGUGAUGGGUUUCACGGUUGGAGGGUUUAUACAAGGAAUGUUAUGGUUAAACAAAACUGGAGUCCCUUAUUACCUUGGUUUAUUACCCACUUAACACUCCUUUUCUCUAUAAGUCUCUUGGAGCCCCUCAUAAUCUUGUUUUAUUUCACCCCUAAAUCCCUCUCUCUCUCUUCUCUUAGGUUAAUACCCGCUUGACUUCUCUCUCUAUUGAGAAAAACUGGAGUCCAAAUGGGCCAGGUGACUGGCUUGGUUAACCGACCCUGAAAAAGUAAGGUCAGGGCUACAAAAUAUGACCUGAGGGCAAGCAAGGGCCUGAUCACAAUGGCUCAUAAGGUCGGCUUGGGCCGGGUCUGUAGUUUCCUUUAAUUUUUUUUAUCUUUUCUUUGGAUCGGCGCAGCCAUCCAAGCCCUAUAGGGACCCGGGCCAGGGCUGGGCCAAGGUGGCCGGCCCAUCAUUUAGAUUAGUAUUGAGGAAGA